UCAGUUCGAUUCUGGCGAUCGAAGUCUUCACAAGUGACGCGGAAAGAUCAAGAAUGCAGUGCUCUUAUAUACUGGCAAUCUGUGCCAGCUUGCUGCUCCUGAAACUGGAGCUAGGUCAUGGAAAUCCCCAGAAAUCGGAAACUGACCUCAUCUUCCGCUCACAGCGAUCAGCAGCGACUUCCGUUUCCGCAGGACCGAGUCAGGAACUUAUAAAAGCGGCCAGGGAAGUGGAUUUGGAUGAAGUUGGCUUGCGGGAAUUGUGGAACAGCAGGCAGCCGCUGGUUAUCAGAAACCAAAACGACGCUGGACAUGUCACCACUGUGACCUAUGAGCUAAGUCCGGAUGGCAGAGGGAUUGCAAGGCACAGGGUAGUUGAGAGCACACUGCCUGCUAGGCUGGAGGAUAAUUCCGCCUCCAAGCCCCGGGAAGAGUGGGAGUAUGUGCCGCGUCCAGGGCAUCAGCUCCGUCCCAUUGGAGAAUCUAGUUUCGGGACUGGUAAUUUUGAAACUAAUGGAUUUGGCACGGGUUUCCCGAGGCCUGCAUUGUUCCCGAACUGGGAGUGGGAGCUGCCAUCGGGAGUGACUCCGAAAGUUACAACUAGGACGGAAACGGAUAACUUGGGACGAAAGGUGACCAUCACAACGAGAUCUUACAGCGGCACUCUGCUCCCAGGAAGCAAUGUGUUCAAGCAGACAUUCCCCGACAUCUCAGAAGAGCCUGGUCCAAUCCACACAGACUCCAAUCCGAACACUGCAUCCUUCACCCCAUCUCGCACUGCACCUACUGAGUCCAACUCUGUACAUCGUUCGGGAACGAUGUACCCAAGUCAGGGAGCCCCCGUCUUUGUGCCAGUGAUUGACUCAACCCCCACCACCCAGCGGACUUCUGUGCCCCUGCCCACCCUGGCAGGAGGAGCAGCAGGAGCCGGCGGAUCGGACCAGGUCAUUGAUGAUUUCUUGAACCAAGUGGAUCUGAGUGCCUCGGAGAUCGAGAACUCGAAUGGAGAAGUGGUCAAGACGAUUGUGGAUAAGAACGGUAGAAUCCUAACCGCCCGAUUUGUUCUAAGCUCCGUCAAAGGAACUCAGGAAGGUCCGCAGCAGCAAAAGCCGACCAAGUAAAUAGCUCGUUUUAAAUAAUAUUAAUUUUAUAUAGACAAUUUCGCGUUAUUUUGUAAACAAUGCUUAUAAACCCAGAGCGCAGUUAAAUAAAUGAGCUUAUCAGCCGGGGCAAACCCAGAAAAUAUAA
Molecule: messenger RNA, 1245 nt
Organism: Drosophila teissieri
Lineage: Eukaryota; Metazoa; Arthropoda; Insecta; Diptera; Drosophilidae
Exons: 1
Coding region: 54-1118 (354 amino acids)
Source: RefSeq, a predicted model, not a curated record